AUGUAUCUGGAACGACUACAAAAAUUUAAGUUAAAAUAUAAUCAUGAAGAAAUUAAUUUGUUACGAUCUAAAUUACCAUCAAUACCUUGGAUAGCAAAUAAUUCAAGUGAUCGAGCACGUAUUCUUCAACAAAAAGUGUUGAUACAAUGGCAACUAAUUGGAAGCAUACCUCGACAACAAAGUGGAAGUAUACGUCGGCAGCUAAGUGACAGUAUGCAACGACUUCGUUUUGAUUGUGAACAAACUUGGAAACUUUUUCAACAAGAUAUUAACGAUACUUUCAUUGAAAGUAAUGAUGCAGCUUGCUUUUUGAAUAAUUUAGGCUAUAUUAGUCGGCUGUUGAAUGACACUGAGUGUGCUAUUGAACUACUUAAAAAAGCAAUGAAAAUCCGUGAUCGAUUUCAAACAUCUGAACAUUUUCGUGCUCAAAGUUUACGAAAUUUAGGACUUGCUUAUACUGAUCAAGGUGAUUAUGAUAAUGCAUUAGCUGUUCUUAGUCAGGCGCUUAUUCUUGGCCAACAAAGUCGACCUACAGCACAAUGGGGUACAUCGAUGACUCUUCGAAAUUUUAGUUAUUUCUACCAUAUGCGACGUGAUUAUUUAAAAUCCAUUGAAUGUUUACUCAAAAGUUUAGAAACGUUUCGAGAAUGCCUCUGUUGUGAUUGUGGUCCUGUUGAUUGCUGUGUAUGUUGUAUUCCACUUGAUUUUUGUUGUCCUAGUGGUAGUAGCGAAAAGGUAAUUACAACUCAACCACGUUAA
Adineta steineri is the source of this 759-nucleotide messenger RNA. Lineage: Eukaryota; Metazoa; Rotifera; Eurotatoria; Adinetida; Adinetidae. The record is from the annotation of a GenBank genome assembly.